Toxotes jaculatrix (banded archerfish) is the source of this 1617-nucleotide messenger RNA. RefSeq names its product high affinity immunoglobulin gamma Fc receptor I-like. The record is from RefSeq and is a predicted model, not a curated record. The transcript is spliced from 9 exons. Gene Ontology annotation, biological process: cell surface receptor signaling pathway. Gene Ontology annotation, molecular function: transmembrane signaling receptor activity. The coding region runs from base 5 to 1339 and encodes 444 amino acids. Lineage: Eukaryota; Metazoa; Chordata; Actinopteri; Toxotidae.
CGUCAUGGAGGCUUCAGCUCUCUGUAUCAGGCUGUUGAUGGCUGUGUUGGUCCUGCUGGUCGACCACAGUCCCUGUGCUCAGAGAGCUGACGCAGCUUUUCCUCAUGUUGAUCCAGACAGACUUCAGUUUUUUGAGUACGAGUCUGUCUCUGUACGCUGUGAGCAGACUGUUGGAUUCCCUGAAUGGAGACUGAUGAAGAAAUUCAAUAAUAUAAUUCCAACAAACUCCAGGAACUGGAACACAUCAGCACCAUCGUGGAACAUUGAUCCUGCUUUGGAGAGACACAGUGGAGAGUACUGGUGUGAAACUGAAGCAGGACAGAGGAGCGGUGCCGUCAACAUCUCUGUCACUGCUGGUUUUGUGAUCCUGGAAAUUCCUGCUCGUCCUGUGAUGGAGGGAACUGAUGUGAUUCUUCACUGCACAAACAAGAAAACUCAGUCACAGCACAUAACUGACUUCUACAAAGAUGGAUCCCUUCUCGGGACUUUGGAUAGCAACAACAUGACCAUCACACGUGUUUCAAAGUCUGAUGAAGGACUCUACAAGUGCAGCAUCUCUGGAGUGGGAGAAUCACCAGCGAGCUGGCUAACUGUGUUAACACACACUCACACUCCAGACGCAGCUUUUCCUCAUGUUGAUCCAGACAGACUUCAGUUUUUUGAGUUCGAGUCUGUCUCUGUACGCUGUGAGCAGACUGUUGGAUUCCCUGAAUGGAGACUGAUGAAGAAAUUCAAUAAAAUAAUUCCAACAAACUCCAGGAACUGGAACACAUCAGCACCAUCAUGGAACAUUUAUCCUGCUUUCGAGAGACACAGUGGAGAGUACUGGUGUGAAACUGAAGCAGGAGAGAGGAGCGGUGCCGUCAACAUCUCUGUCACUGCUGGUUUUGUGAUCCUGGAAAUUCCUCCUCGUCCUGUGAUGGAGGGAACUGAUGUGAUUCUUCACUGCACAAACAAGAAAACUCAGUCACAGCACAUAACUGACUUCUACAAAGAUGGAUCCCUUCUCGGGACUUUGGAUAGCAACAACAUGACCAUCACACGUGUUUCAAAGUCUGAUGAAGGACUCUACAAGUGCAGCAUCUCUGGAGUGGGAGAAUCACCAGCGAGCUGGCUAACUGUGUUAACACACAGUCCAGAUUCUAUUGAAGAGACUCAAAGUUGGUCCCUGAAUCUUCUCACCGUGCUGUGGAUUGUUGCCUCUGGUUUGUUGGUAACAGGAAUACUUCUCUGUUGGCACAAAGAACCAGAACUGUUCAGACCAGGUGCCAAACCACCUUUACCAGAAGAGGAUGACGUCUAUUCUCAAGUCGUCUACAGGCCCCUGGGACCUGGAUGAAGGACUGAGGACAUGGUGUCUUCAGAGCUCUGCUGCUGUGUUUUCAUCAUCAGCUUCUCUUUGCUUUAUCGUUGCUGAUUUUCAAUCAUUAAUUGAGCAGUGAUGUGAAUUUCAAACAUGUGUUUAAGCUCUUCAUGCUCCAUAAACUCAUACAGACACUGUGAGCAGUGCACUGAAAUCAGAUAACCUGUCCUAUGACUGCUGUACGUCCCUGUGUGUGGACACGUCUGUCAGCUGGGACUUCAACGCUCAAAUACUAAUAAAAUAAAUAAGAGUUA